AUGGAAGAACAAGGUUUCUCUUCUCUCGCUCCAGAGCGACACCAACUUCAGUGUCUUCUAUGGGAUUGCCAGAGGAAUCUUCGUCCCUGCUGCAAUCCCGACCAUGAAGCGAUGGCCGUUGCAGGCGAGAUCAACAACAGAUCUGUUGUUGUUGUGGAUGGCAACGCCGAUGCCGAUCAACUGGUAAUUUCUGAGAAAGCUUCAGUGUGGACUGCCAGAGAAAACUUCGCGCAUGUUGCAUUCAUGGACUCUCGGGCUCAAAAAAAUCGAACUUUACUAUGGUAA
Messenger RNA from Arabis nemorensis, 285 nucleotides. The record is from the annotation of a GenBank genome assembly. NCBI's taxonomy places the organism in Eukaryota, Viridiplantae, Streptophyta, Magnoliopsida, Brassicales, Brassicaceae.